Molecule: messenger RNA, 3504 nt
Organism: Linum trigynum
Lineage: Eukaryota; Viridiplantae; Streptophyta; Magnoliopsida; Malpighiales; Linaceae
Source: the annotation of a GenBank genome assembly
CAUAUCGUUUUCCUCAUUAAUAGAAAUCCUUCUAACAUUCUAAGUAUGAUAUUUUGUAAAUUUGUAGAUAAUUAGAUAUGGAUACGGGUGGGAAUGAGUUAUCCAGAUUCGAUAGUAGGAAGGUUGAUGCAUCAACACGAAUGAAGGUGGCAAAGAAGAAUAUGGAGAAGAAGCCCGCUCGUCGGAUUGCACAUCAUUCAGAGCCAGAUGUAGGGGAGGAAGAGUUAGAGGAUCUUACAAUGAAGAGAUCCCCUGGGCGUUGCAUCGAGGAUGGUUUCAGCGGAGUUUGAUGAUUGGUACGAGAUAGAUGAGGAUCCCCAGCUCCCUCCAGCCAGGCGUGGACUUGGAUGAGGGUCGUCUUGUACGACAACAUCACUUCCGGCUACAUCUCGCGUCUCAGCAGCGGGUGCAUCCCCGCCGAUCACCCACCCUUCCUCCACAAUCGACCAUUCUUCAACCAUCACUCCUUGAAGCAUCAACCCAACAUCAAAAUUCUUCUUCUGUCGCUUCUCCGACUUCCACCGGUGCUAGUGAUUUUUGUGGUUUCCUUCUCCGUAUCCCAAUCAAAGCAACCCUUGUCUUUCCCUGCCUUGAAGCAUGAACCCUCUACAAAAUGGCGACGAUGGAGGUGGUAUGAGCUUAGACUCCAAAUCAAUUUCCCUCUACAAAAAAAGAACUGGGAACGAGUGGGAAGUGGGAACUCUUCAGAUCAAUUUCCAAUUUAAUCACUAAAACUCCAAAUCCCUAAUUGGAGAUAGAGCGGAGAUCAUCAUGAGGCGGAAGACCGCUUCAAUUCCCACAAAAGCUCGAGGAGGGAAAUCCGAGAGAGGCAGUGCGUCUUGACCGAUGCGGUGGCUCAUAUCUUGCGGAUGCAUUGGUUGCUCUUCAUUCUUCUGGGGCUGGUUCUCGCCGAUGAAGAUUGGGGAGAGGAUGAUGAUGUGUCCGUAGCCAUAGGAAUGUUGUUUUUUUUGUUGUUGUUUCUUCUGUGCUGUGGAGUUGAGUUGAGUUGGCGUAUAAUUGGGGCCAAGGUAGUGGAGAGAACUAGCACAGGUGGUGGUGGUGGGGAAUGGAUCGACGGGGGUGGUGGCAAUUAAAUCGUUGGCGGCGGAGGAGGGGGCAAGAAGAACUCGUGAUGGGUGAAGAAGAUGGCUUUUAACUUUUUAUUUUUUUCAUUAAUUUUGUUUUACAAAAUGAUGUGGCAUUAAUGCCAUGUUGCUACAACGUUGGCUCGCAAUCUGACGUCGUUUUCUAAACCGUCAGGUCAACCGUUAUAUCUAACAGUCAACAAAACUGGCAUGAUACAAAUGGCACAAAGUAUCAUAGUUCAAUAUAUCAUGGAAUAUUAGAAACAUUAAGACACAAGUGACACUUUUUCGAUAGUUCGGGUGUUGUAGUGGUAUUUGCCCUUUAUUUUUUUCCAAUAAAGCAAAAUAAAUUUAGACUCCCCGAACUUCAAAUUCUGGCUCUGCCUUUUUGAACACACCUUCCCACGUUAAGCUUUUGUUGGCAGCAUGCGCACGGGAGUGAUUCCCAUCAACAAGUUUUAUUUUUCUUCUUCUUGAGGAUUGCAAGUUUUGAUGCCCGAUGGGCGGAUAACCCUGAAGUGAGGGCUAUGGUCCAGUAUGUCUGACAGGAGGAGAUCCAGGGUCCCCCUAUGUUUCGACUUUGGGAGCGCCUAAAGAAACUCUGUCACCUGCUUUAUGAUUGGAGCAGGGCGGGUACAACCAAUUCUCUGCGCAAUAUUAAGACACUCCAGGCUGAGGUUGAUAGGAUAAAUUCGAUCCAUCCGGUGGAUUGGGAUGAGGUCAGGGUCCUGGAAACGAAGCUCUCCCGCCAAUGGGAAGCUGAGGAAGUUUUCUGGCAGCAGAAAUCAAGGGUUAAAUGGUUAAAAAAAGGAGACCAGAAUUCGGCCUAUUUUUAUACGGUCACGAGGGCUCAGCGGAAGAGGAACUUUGUUACCGGACUUCGAAAUGAGGAGGGUGAAUGGGUAACUGAGAAAUCCGGGAAGGCUACUAUUGCCACCAAUUUUUACCAGACCCUGUUCACUUCGGAAUCUCAGGUUCCUAAUAUGGCUGAGAGGGUGUCGAAUCUGCCGAUUGCCCAUAGCAUUACUCCGCAAAUGAAUGCGCAUUUGACGGCGGAGGUUUUACCGAGGGAGGUUCGGAAUACGGUUUUCUCAAUGGGAUCGAAGCAGGCUCCAGGGUCGGAUGGUUUCACUGGAAAGUUUUUUAAAGCUUUCUGGGAUAUUGUGGGCACUUCGGUGGUUGACGCAGUAAUCUCCUUCUUCACUUCGAGUCGGAUGCUGCGGAGUUUUAACCAUACCUGGCUCUCUUUGAUCCCUAAAGUGGACUCGGUGGAAACAAUUAGGCAAUUGCGUCUGAUUAGUCUCUGUCAGUUUGUUUACAAGGUGAUUACCAAAAUCAUGGCCGAGCGGUUGGCUAGCUUGCUCCCUCAUAUUGUUUCGGAGGGGCAAAAUGGGUUUAUCAGAGACCGGCAGAUUAUUGAUAACAUCCUUAUAUGACAUUAGUUAAUGCACUAUCUGAAGAUCAAAAAGCAAGGAAAGAAAGAGUACAUGGCUCUGAAGGUUUACAUGGAAAAGGCCUAUGAUAGAGUCGAAUGGCCCUUCCUGCUUGCAGUAUUGGAUAAGAUGGGCUUUAAUCUAGUCUGGAAGGGAUGGAUUCACGAAUGACUUCGCUCCUCCUCUUUUUCGGUGCUGAUGAAUGGUACGCCCUCUGGUUAUUUUACUGCCUCUAGGGGCCUUCUCCAGGGGGACCCGCUCUCUCCUCUCUUAUUUGUGCUCUGCACAGAGGGUUUUGCGGCCCUUCUUCGAAAGGAGAUCACGGAGAAAAAAUUAGAGGGGGUGAAAGUAGCUACCCGGGCCCCACGAGUCUCGCACCUGUUCUUCGCUGAUGAUUCUUACUUAUUCUUGCGAGGGUCUCUUCAAGAGUGUGAGAAUUUAAUUGAGGUGCUGAAUGAGUAUGAGGAAUUGAGUGGCCAACGAGUUAAUUUAGCGAAAUCGGCGGUGUGUUUUACCAAGAAUAUUUCCACGCCUGAUCAGGAUUUCUUGGCCACUAUCCUGGGGGUUGGUGCUGUGGGGGUCCAUGACAAAUAUCUGGGGCUUCCCUCGCUGGUCGCUUGAUCCAAAAUGGAUACGUUCAGAUAUUUGGAGGAUAAACUUUUAGACAGACUGCAGGGCUGGAAACAAAGGACAUUAUCGUGGGCUGCGAAGGAAACUUUGAUAAAAUCCAUAGCGUUGGCCCUGCCCCUACAUGUUAUGUCUUGUUUUCGUCUUCCCCUAACUCUUUGUCGGCUUCUUGAUAGACAUGUGGCCCGUUUUUGGUGGGGUGCUGAGGAGAGCAGCCAUAAGAUUAGAUGGGUGUCCUGGCGAAACAUGUGCAGGAGUAAGCACGAGGGAGGGAUGGGAUUUCGCCCGUUUGAACACUUCAAUCAAGCUCUUCUGGCUAAGAUAGGUUGGUGUAUCCUUAAUGAACCUCAAUCGCUUCU